UUUAAGUACUGGUUGAGCUCUUUUCGUGCCUAGCGCAGCCAUGGCCCGGGGUCCCAAGAAGCACCUGAAACGCGUAGCAGCUCCAAAACAUUGGAUGCUGGAUAAACUGACUGGUGUGUUUGCCCCUCGUCCAUCUACCGGCCCCCACAAGCUAAGGGAGUGUCUCCCCCUAAUCAUUUUCCUAAGGAAUAGACUUAAGUAUGCCCUAACUGGAGAUGAAGUAAAGAAGAUUUGCAUGCAGCGUUUCAUUAAGAUCGAUGGCAAAGUCCGCACAGAUAUAACCUACCCUGCUGGUUUUAUGGAUGUCAUCAGCAUUGAUAAGACUGGAGAGAAUUUUCGUUUGAUCUGUGACACCAAGGGUCGAUUUGCUGUUCAUCGUAUUACACCUGAGGAGGCCAAGUAUAAAUUGUGCAAAGUAAGAAAGAUAUUUGUGGGGACAAAAGGAAUCCCUCAUCUGGUAACCCAUGAUGCUCGUACCAUCCGUUACCCUGAUCCCCUCAUCAAGGUGAAUGAUACCAUUCAGAUUGACUUGGAGACUGGCAAGAUUACUGAUUUCAUCAAAUUUGACACUGGCAACCUGUGCAUGGUGACUGGAGGCGCUAACCUGGGAAGAAUUGGUGUGAUUACAAACCGGGAGAGGCAUCCAGGUUCUUUUGAUGUAGUUCAUGUGAAAGAUGCGAACGGCAACAGCUUUGCCACACGGCUCUCAAACAUUUUUGUUAUUGGCAAAGGCAACAAACCAUGGAUCUAUCUUCCCCGUGGAAAGGGUAUUCGCCUUACCAUUGCUGAGGAGAGAGAUAAGAGAUUGGCAGCCAAACAGAGCAGUGGAUAAAAUGAUCUCUAUGUGAUGUGAUUGGAAAAGUCUUUGUAAUUAAAGAUAAUACCAAGUGGAAAAAAAAAAAAAAGUACUGGUUGAUGUAGGGCUUUAUAGAAUAAAUAGUACAAUAUAUUCAGUUUUACAUCUUGGUGUUACAUAUGCAUAUAGCAUAAACACUAGAUUUAUUCCUUCCUCCUGAUAGCACCAACCAUGGUGAGUUGUCUGGGCCAAAGGUUUUAAGCUGGAGAUGGGGUGCUGUCCAAGACCUUUUGAAAUUACAUGCAAAUUUUUGUGUGUACUUAAAUGUGUACAGUUCCUUGGGAGAGUGUGUAUAACUUUGAGUAGAUUCUCAGAGAGUUCCAAAAAGAUAAGUGCCUUGGACCUAGACAGUGGAGGAAGCAAAGAAAGCUUUGCAAAAUCAAGCUCAACUUGGAAAAAUCACUGAAAUGAAAAUGAUAAAAUGCAGUGCUGGUCAGUUUAUUGAUGUGCUACAUUGGUCAGUAAGUUUUAAAAUUUAAAGUAUAUAAUGUUCUUUAUUAUAUAAGUGAAGUUGCUCACUGUAGCCUACCAGCAUCCUCCAUCCAUGGGAUUUUCCAGGCAAGAAUACUGGAGUGGGUUGCCAUUUCCUUCUCCAUUAUUAUAUAAAGUCACUUUUAAAAUUCUUACAGUGAUCUAAUGUUGGCAAGAAAAUGACCCUUCUCCCAUAGUAAGAGUUUGAUUUUUUAUGUAACGUGCGUUUGAUGGGGUCUUCCCUAAUUUAGCAUAAUGCUUAGUAGUGAAGAACUUGUAACAGUGGGGAAUUGUGUAGUGUGAUUGCUUUAUCUUAAUGCCCAAUUCUGUAACUUAGAUUUUUUUCUUUAGGAAAAUGACUGGUGUCAAAAAGCAAGGAAAAAACCCUGAUAAUUUUAUUUGAACUUGACUGUGAAAUUAGCACCGACUUUGAGUGUAACAUGACUGAUUCUAGUAGCCCCUGCUGUGUCUAUGUGUGGGAACCACAAGAAGAGCUGUGCAUUUUGAAGGUGCAUAGCACAAAGCAUUGCUGCAGAUAUAAUUUCUACAGUAGAAUUUAAUCAUUCUGGAGAGUUACUAGCAACCGGAGAUAAAGGUGGUAGAGUUGUCAUCUUUCAGCAGGAGCAGGAG
Bubalus bubalis (water buffalo) is the source of this 1957-nucleotide messenger RNA. Its product is annotated as 40S ribosomal protein S4, X isoform-like. Gene Ontology annotation, cellular component: ribosome; cytosolic small ribosomal subunit. The coding region runs from base 41 to 832 and encodes 263 amino acids. The transcript has 2 exons. The record is from RefSeq and is a predicted model, not a curated record. Gene Ontology annotation, biological process: translation. NCBI's taxonomy places the organism in Eukaryota, Metazoa, Chordata, Mammalia, Artiodactyla, Bovidae. Gene Ontology annotation, molecular function: structural constituent of ribosome; RNA binding.